UGGAGCGCUGCUUCAAGAUGUAUGGCUCUCUCUUGGAAAUGGUCAAGAGACUUCUCUGCCAUGAUAACAAGGAGAUCCUGCCGUACGUGAAUGGGGCACUGUACAGUCUACUCGCUAAUGUGGAUAUCCGGAAGGCAGCACUUGCUCUGGGCCUGGAGUCGAGCCUGGAGAAGGCCAAGGAGCAGUGUCCUCCGGAGAUCCUCAAGCAACUGGAGUACGUCCACAGCAGGCUGCUCUCCAUAGGGGACGUCUCCAGUGCCACCAGUUCCCAGGGUGAAGAGGAUGAAGACGAGGAAGAAUCCGAACUGGAGCCGGAAAUCGACCAGGACGACCCUGUGGUGACUAGGCCAGAUCACCCUCACGGUGACCAGCUGCUCAGGCUCUGUUACGGUGAGCAGGAUACUCUCAGGCCAAUCCCAGACCCUGGAGUGGCCAGGCUGGAGCAGGAGUCAUCGCCGGAGCCCUCGCUGAUGGAAGAGCCAGGAGAGACGCCCGAUGCGUCCCGUUCUGAGACGGACGACUCAGAUCGCCCCUCUUCUGUCGCCGUGCCUGCAGCACCUCCGAUUGACGAACAAGCCUCCCAGCUGGUGAAGCAGAUCACCGGUGAGGAGAAGACUCUCGUAGCCGCUGCAACCCCGGGAACAGUGCCCCCUACAGAAAAAGUGAAGGGGCUCAACGUGCAGGAGUACAGCAUAGCGUUCAGCUCCAGGCCCAAAAUCCCGCGCACCCCCGAGCCGAGCAGCGCCACCUCGAGGGGCGGAGACUCGACGUGCAGCAGCCUGCGCACCCGCGGACGCCGGUCCAGCAGCACCCUGUCCAGGGACGGCUCCUCGGCCGCAGACCGCCCCAAGAUACGCAGGCCCGAUGCAUCCUCAGCACUUGUGGAGGAGCAGUAGUCCUUAAGGAGCACAGAAUGGGUGUUCGACUUUUUAGGCCUUUACCUUAGGAUAUCCUGGCUCGCCACUAAUUUGUAGGGAAAAUGCCAGUCUGGAAAGCAAUUGUGCACAGUUAUGCACGGAAAAUGGCGCACAGCUAUGGUAGCUUACGUCAUCAUAAAUGGGCUCUGUUUGUGGCUCCAAGUCUCAUGUACUGGUGCCACACCAGUUCCUUGUUCAUGCUGAGAAUGGGUUUGUCCCCAUUGGCUGUAGCCUACACACUGAUUUUCGCAAGUUCAGUCUACCUGCUCCAAAAAAAUUCUUAAAAGCUGCCAAUCAUCUGCAUGUACAUCCUGCUUCUAUAUGAAAAGUUUAUUAAAAGACCUUUUACCACAUUUAAGGGGAGGAAUGUGAGAGGCAGGAUGGAAAUGUUCAAAGUUAGCACUAAUACUUUUCUUCUCAUGCUGCUGACACAAACUUCGAACCAGUCGUGAACAACACAAGUUUUCUGGCAGUAAGCUGAGGGCACAAUAAAUGAAAACUGCACUCUUGGAAAAAAGAAAAGAAAAUUGGGUUGUGUGUAUGUUUAUACAGCCUAGAACUUGGUUUGCCUCAACGGGCGACGAGUCUCCCAGCUCUGGAUGAGAAAUUUAGCCAGUGCAGUACAACCGCUAGCCUGGGGUCUAACGUGCACCACGCAGUAGUGAUACACGACCGCACGCCGGUACGACGCUCAUCCAGAUUGAAACGGGCAGGGCUGGGGAUUGAACCCAGGAUCCCUGGGUUCUGCAGCGCGAGCUUUCGCUCCACGUGCUCCGAGCUGGUGUGCGCUAGCCCACUCGGCCACCGAUCUGCCGCUGCACUUUUGAUUGACCCCAGUUGUUGCAUUCUACUCCCGCUACUCUUCUUCGAGUCUCCUUUCGGAGCAGGAAAGAGGGGGCAUGCAAACCUUUGUGAUAUUAUUUUUCCAUGUUGAAGAAGGUGUGCGUGCUUUGAACUUGCAGCUUUUUAGAAUUCUUGGGGCAUGUAGAUGGAGUUAGUACCCUAGAAAGACAAGGUGAAAAACAUCUUUAGCGCACCUUUAAAUUAUUGAAAACCGAAAAAUAUCUAUUGUACAUACUUUUGGCACAAAUUUUAAGUACAAAUGAAGCACAGGCGUUUUUUUAUGAAACAGAAAAAGCUAGGAGAUGGUAAUCCUGGAGUGUGGAGAAGGAGAGGAGAAUCGCAAAUGCAGAGCUCUGGCACCUCUUUUACGAAAUAUCUUGCUUGCUUAAUUUUCACAUUCCUUUUUCUUUCUUUAAGAAUCGAGGUUGGGUGUUGUUACAAGCCACACUUCAUUCAGGUCAGGUCUCAGGCAGUUCUGUACGUUGUUAAAGUUUCAUGGGUGGGGGCAUUUUAAUUGGAUUAUUUAAUUAAGGUGAAAAGGAAAUAAUUCUCGAAAUGGGGAAGGGUUGGAAUUUGGACUAGUUAAUAAAAGUUGUUUUUUUACUUACGA
Molecule: messenger RNA, 2370 nt
Organism: Ixodes scapularis (black-legged tick)
Lineage: Eukaryota; Metazoa; Arthropoda; Arachnida; Ixodida; Ixodidae
Product: lisH domain-containing protein ARMC9
Exons: 10
Coding region: 18-896 (292 amino acids)
Biological process (GO): cilium assembly
Cellular component (GO): ciliary basal body; centriole; ciliary tip
Source: RefSeq, a predicted model, not a curated record